CAAUAAAACAGAGGUUUUGCAGUGGCUUAAAACCCUCAGUUUAGCCCCUGAGUUUCAUUUUACUCUUGAGGAGUUUAAGGAUCCAAUCGCUUAUAUUCAUCAAAUUGAAAAAGAGGCUUCUGUGUAUGGUAUAUGUAAAAUCAUACCCCCUGUCUCAUCGCCCUCGAUGAAAACCUCAUUUCUGCAACUUAACACUUCUUUAAUGGCCUGUUCUGCCUUGCCGAAAGGAGAAUUCACUACCCGGGUGCAGCAAGUUGGUUCUUGCCAAGGAAAAGGCCAUCCUGUGAUCAAGUCUGUGAGGGAGAGUAGGAAGAGUUACACUGUUUCGGAAUUUGAAGCAAAGGCUAAGUCUUUCGAGGGAAAUUAUUUCGAGAAAAGUUCAAUAGAUAAGGGGGCUUUAAGUCCUUUGGAAAUCGAAAGUCUUUAUUGGAAAGAUUAUUCAUAUAUGGCCUAAGGUUUCUCUUUAAUCAGCUAAGGACAUGAACAACUUAAAGUGCCAACCUAAGUCCAACAUUAAAGAGGAAGCGUAUGGAUUAUCAAAGAGAAAAAACUUGAAAAGUGUGGUGCGGUGGAAGGAAAUGAAAGAGAUUUUAAGGAAAUGAAGGAAGACAGUAAUGUUAAGAAGGGGAGUAAGUGGAGUGAGAUUGAGAAUGAAGGCAGUGAUCGUAAUUUGGAGGGUAUUAACCAGGUGUAAAUUGAAGAGAGAAACCCUGAAAAGCGUUGUGUUGUGGGAGGAAAUGAAUGUGCUUUUAAGAAAAUGAAGGAAGGGGGUAAUGAUAAGGAGGGGAGCAAGUGGAGUGAGAUUGAGAUUGAAGGCGGUGAUUUUGACUUGGAUGGUAUUAAAGAUGAGACGAAAAUCGAAGAGAGAAACCCCGAAAACCGUAGUUUGGUGGAAGAAAGUGAAGGUGAUUUUAAGCAAAUGAAGGACGGUGGUGAGUGUGGUGAUAGUGAGGAUGUCGAAGAAAGUUAUAAUCUUGAAGUAAAGAAUAAGAUGGCUGACAAGGGAAAAGAAGUGAUUGAGGACUAUUAAGCUGGUUGGGGUGAGAAUUGGGAUGAUGUUGCUGUACGAGCUAAAUCUAAAUAGGAGCAACUGUAUUUUGAUAACUAUGAAAAUAUGAGGCAUGUAAAUGAGCAGUAUGGGGAGGUGCCUCCUUGGGUAUUGGAAUGAAGAAGGGGAUGUAGUGGGGAGAAAUGGAAAGGCGCAGUAUGAUAAAGAACCUCACUGUUCCGGUAAUGCUGAAAAGGACUCCGUGGGGUUUAAUGAUGGAAAUUUUGGAAGUCGCCAUUAUCCUUUGAGGCCUUACACGGAAGAUUGUUCAUUUUAUAUGAGGACUGGGACUUGCAUGUUUGAUUCGAUAUGCAAAUUUAAUCAUCCACUUCAAAGAAAGCCCCGGGCUCCCAGGGAUACAUUUUAAGCAUAAAGAAGAAAUUUAUGAUAAGCCUAGACAGACAGAAUGCAAGUAUUACUUGUCACCAGGUGGUUGCAAAUACGGAAAAGCUUGUUGGUAUAUAUAGUCAUGGCAAAGGAAAAGAAUCCAAAUUUUGCAUAUGUAUACAGUCCGUAUUCAACCAAGAGGGAUAUUGUUACUAUCUGAUCAAAAAGUGGACGCAGAUAUAGAUCAGCCAUAUAGGAUCAGUUAUAAGGUUAUGAAGGGGGAGAAAGUAUGUUAUUUCUACAGGAGAACUGGUUCAUGCAAGUAUGGGGAAAACUGUAGGUUUCAUCAUCCGAAUCCUACAGCAGCAAGAGGACUUGGCACUACUUUACCAGGUAGAGGUAGGUCAUCAACAAGAGCAAUAAAUGAGACUGCUUUUUUCAGGCCAGUUAUCUAUCCGCCAUCCCCGUUCAUGCCAAUUAUCUAUCUGCCAACCCCAUUCAGGCGAAUUAUUUAUCCACCAACCCCAUCUGCUCCUGAAAAUGCAGAAUGGAAUGGAUAUCAGGGGGUUCUGCCUAUUCCCCCAGCACUUUCGAUGGCCAUUCCAGCAACUGGAUCCAGCUUCUAUGCACAUCCGCGAGGCCAGGUGAACGUAGAUGAAUAUCCUGAACGACCUGGACAGCCUGAUUGCAGUUCCUACUUGAGAACGGGGAAUUGCAAGUUCAGAUCUUCCUGCAGGUUCCACCACCCCGGAAAAUUGGAGACGGCUGUCAAGGACUGAUCAAGGCAGUACCUUAGAGUUUAUCUGCUUUGCAGAUGAGCAUGGGCAGGGGAAAACGGAGCUGAUGGGGUCUGCUUGAGUAUCAUACUGUAGUUUUAGAAACUCAUAUCGUAGUGAUUAAACUAGUACUUGCUAACUUUUUGUAUUUUACCAUAGGUUGAGCUUUUGACAUGAAAAC
This is a messenger RNA of Daucus carota subsp. sativus, 2332 nucleotides long. RefSeq names its product zinc finger CCCH domain-containing protein 67-like. The coding region runs from base 1549 to 2154 and encodes 201 amino acids. The transcript is spliced from 6 exons. The record is from RefSeq and is a predicted model, not a curated record. NCBI's taxonomy places the organism in Eukaryota, Viridiplantae, Streptophyta, Magnoliopsida, Apiales, Apiaceae. Gene Ontology annotation, molecular function: mRNA binding; metal ion binding.